AUGGCGGACUCGGAAUUUGGAGACGAGUCAGAAUAUGGUCCAUCUUCUGUCAGGGAUGUCAUCAUGGAUGCGGUCCUCACGCCGUUCCGCGCGCUGGUAUCCAAGUCUGCCUUACGGCUAUACCUGAAUACGCUGCUGUUCAUGGGCGCCGCAGCGCUCCUAAUUGGUAUCUCUGCAAUUGCCUACGGGGUCUUCUAUUUCAAAUUCAUCCCCACGGUCGGACUACAGCGCGAAGUCCAUCUACAAUUCGGCAAUGGCAACCCCUGGGGCACAGCAAACUUCGACUCGGAAUUCGUGGCUUUCCAACCUUACGAUGUAUCCGUGACGCUCGAGCUUCCACGCACACCCUCAAAUCUCGAUACAGGCAACUUCAUGCUCGACCUCACCCUCUUUUCCUCCCGCCCGGCCUCGUCCCUCCUACCCGGUCUGAAUAACACCCCGAUAUCACAGGCCCGCCGUCCUGCUAUCAUGACUUAUGCUUCGCCGCUGGUGGAUGUUGCCCGGAGAGCGGCACGUAUGCCGCUUUAUGUUGUUGGCUGGCGCCGGGAGUCGGAGACGUUGGAGGUACCGAUGAUGGAACAGCUUGAGUUUACGAAGGGGGGCCAGAACUUGCCGCAGAGUCUGCGACUGGAAAUUCAAAGUGACUCGAAGAUGCAGGUUUAUACCGCUCAAGUGGAAUUCCGGGCUAGGCUUACGGGGCUUAGAUGGCUUAUGUGGCGCUGGAAGAUUACUUCUUUUGUUGUUUUCAGCACUCUGUUCUGGUCUGUCUCUAUGCUCUCUGCUGGCUUGACGUGGCUGGCGAUGACUUGGAUUUGGGAGACUAUGCCUAAGAAUGAGAUCAAGGAGGAGCCGGAAGAGCCUAUCAAAGAAGAGUCCGAGGACGGAGAUACUUCUGAAUCUACCGAGGUCAAAAAGGAGGAGCAGGAGGAGCAGGAGGAACAGGAAAGGAUAUUGCUUUCUAACUACCCGGCUGAGGGUGAUGAAGCCGGUACAGGCUCUGGACUAGAAAGCGCAGAAGCACGUGGAGUCACCAACGACGACGGUCCUCCGUCAAAUCAGUCAUCGCCGUACGUGCAUUCGCUCGUCCAAUCGCUCCAGUCCGCCGGCCACACGGUAUCGGUUAUUCUCCCGCACCAGCAGCGAUCAUGGAUCGGUAAAGCCCACAUCGUAGGCGCAUCCGUCAAACCUACCUAUUUUCGGCCCGGCACGCUUCACCAAGAAGACGGGACAACACAUCAUCUGCCCCGAGGUAGUGAUGGUGAACCCGACGAAGGUGAAGGUGAUGAAUGGGUUUUGAUCGACUCGACCCCCGCAAGCUGUGUCCAGAUCGGUCUAUAUCACUACUUCAAAGAACGGGGCCCUGUUGAUGUCAUCGUGUCCGGUCCGAACUAUGGCCGCAACACAACCGCUCUGUUCGCAUUGUCGAGUGGAACUAUUGGCGCAGCGUUGGAAGGUGCCUGCUGUGGGACGCGUUCAAUCGCUCUGUCGUAUGCUUUCAGCUCUCGCAACCAUGACCCUGUUAUUAUCGCAGAGGCCUCGGGACAUUCGGUCAAGUUGAUUGAACAUCUUUGCGCGAACUGGGCAGAUGGCGUGCACCUCUAUAGCGUUAAUGUUCCCCUCGAACCCGGCGUUAGUGAGAACAAGGUCUUAUAUACCGAUAUGCUGCAGAAUCAGUGGACCGGGAGUUGCUUCCAGGCCGUCGACCCCACAUCGGCGGAGGACCCUGAUUUGCAAGAACAGCUGCUGCGCGACCAAGGCGAGGUGGCAGGAGAUAAACCGGAUCAGACUGUCGGUGCCAGCGAGAAGUCAUCCAUUGGACCCCGAAUUCAGCACAAGCAUUUCAAGUGGGCGCCGAGCUUCCAGGAUGUUUACCGAAGCGUGGAGGAAAGUGAACCUGGCAACGAUGGCUGGACCGUUAAGGAGCAAAUGACUAGCGUAACGCCUCUCAAGGCCAAUUUCAUGCCCGCGCCCAGUCUUUCGGGGGAAAUUAAGCUAUCGGCUAACCAACCCUCGUUGUAUUCCUUUGUCGACUGCGAUGACUCCUACGUGCAAGAGAUGGUUGACCGGGCAUUGACCCGUCGCCUGGGAAGUGCCUCCAAGCGUGUGUCUUCCUUGUCUGAACUACCAGACUCUUCCGCGCCGCUUUUCCAGUACCGCGAAUACGAGCGUCUCGACUUCGAGCAUAUCAUGUCCAGGCCCUCGACAUCUCUUUCGAGCGCAUACAUUAUCCGGAAAGCUUUGAUUCGCAAGCACUAUCUCUCAAAUACAGUGGCAAAUUGGAUCUCAAAGCACCCGGAUAGCAUCCUACGACACCAUUUCAAGCCCGCAUUCGACUUCGAACUCGACUAUGCCGAGUUCCUUGACGACGCCUUGCUAGAAGCAUACGAGCUAAACGACAGUCUAGCCAAAAACGAAGAGCGACCCGACUCCGAAAAGGAAUGGUGGAUCCUCAAGCCCGGCAUGAGCGAUCGAGGCCAGGGAAUCCGCAUCUUCAACAGCGAAGACCAGCUACGCGAAAUCUUCGAGGAGUGGGAAGAAGACUCAGACGAUGAAAGCGGAUCUGAGACACACACCGACGACGCGGAAGGCAAUGUCGGCGCCGCCCUGGACACAGGCAUCGUCACUUCACAGCUCCGCCACUUCCUCGCACAACCCUACAUCGACCCUCCCCUCCUUCUCCCAUCGUCCUCGAACCGUAAAUUCCAUAUCCGCACCUAUGUGCUCGCCUCGGGCUCGCUCAAAGUCUACGUCUUCAAGGAGAUGCUCGCACUAUUUGCUGCUAAGACCUACUGCGCCCCGCACGAAGAGGACGACGUCGCCGACCUCGCGCGCCAUCUGACCAACACCUGUUUCCAGGAAGGCGGUAGCUCGAACAAAGAGAGUGUACGUCGCUUCUGGGACCUCGAUCAUCAUGUCCCCGGUCUCAGUGCAGACUGGAAGGAGAAGAUCUUUGAGCAGAUCUGCUCGGUGACGGGUGAGGUGUUUGAGGCUGCGGCUCGGGGUAUGAUGGUUCAUUUCCAGACUCUGCCUAAUGCGUUUGAGUUGUUUGGUGUUGAUUUCCUCGUUGAUGCUAAUGGGGAGGUGUGGCUGCUGGAGCUCAACGCAUACCCGGAUUUCGCGCAGACUGGUGAGGAUCUGAAGGAGGCUGUUGUUGGGCGCUUGUUUGAGGAGGUGGUUGAUGUUGCUGUUAAGCCGUUCUUUGGACUUGGUGACGGCGCUGGUACUGAUGAUAUGAAGCUUGUUGCUGAUAUUGAUCUCGGAAGACAUGCUUAG
Molecule: messenger RNA, 3273 nt
Organism: Penicillium concentricum
Lineage: Eukaryota; Fungi; Ascomycota; Eurotiomycetes; Eurotiales; Aspergillaceae
Product: Survival protein SurE-like phosphatase/nucleotidase
Exons: 7
Coding region: 1-3273 (1090 amino acids)
Biological process (GO): lipid storage; protein modification process
Cellular component (GO): P-body
Molecular function (GO): metal ion binding; hydrolase activity; ATP binding
Source: RefSeq, a predicted model, not a curated record